Messenger RNA from Globicephala melas (long-finned pilot whale), 3222 nucleotides. It is a transcript of the gene TGFB1, whose product is annotated as transforming growth factor beta 1. The record is from RefSeq and is a predicted model, not a curated record. Gene Ontology annotation, molecular function: transforming growth factor beta receptor binding; growth factor activity; cytokine activity. Gene Ontology annotation, biological process: regulation of cell population proliferation; transforming growth factor beta receptor signaling pathway. NCBI's taxonomy places the organism in Eukaryota, Metazoa, Chordata, Mammalia, Artiodactyla, Delphinidae. Gene Ontology annotation, cellular component: extracellular region.
CCUUCGCGCCCCAGGCCGUCCCACUCCCUUCCUCCCGCCGCGGAUCCGCCAGACAGCGAGGCCCCCGGCCGGGGGCAGGGGGGACGCCCCCUCCGGGGCACCCCCCGGCUCGAAGCCGCCCGCGGGGCCGGCCUCAGCCGGGAACGGAGGAAGGAGCCGCCGAGGAGCAGCCCAAGGCCCCAGAGUCUGAGACGAGCCGCCGCCGCCCCCGCCGCCGCCGCCGCCACUGCGGGGAGGAGGGGGAGGAGGAGCGGGAGGAGGGACGAGCUGGUUGGGAGAAGAGGAAAAAAGUUUUGAGACUUUUCCGCUGCCGCUGGGAGCCAAAGGCGCGGGGACCUUCGCGCAGCGCUGCUCCGCGAGGCAGGACUGGGGGACCCCAGACCGCACCUCCGCCCUGCACUGCCUCGGACGCUUGCUCCCUUCCUUCCCCCCACACGGCGUUCCCCGGGCGCCCCCAUUCCGGACCAGCCCUCAGGAGCCUCAUACCCGACUCCCGCGAGGACUCGACCCCAGACAUCGGUCGCACCCUCCCGCACGGCCCCCAACUCCUAGCCUCUCUCUUGAGCCCCCGCGCAUCCAAGGACCCUUCUCCUCCGGGAUCCAGGAGACGGGAUCAAUCUCAGACCUGCCUCAGCUUUCCUAUUCAAGACCACCCACCUUUGGUACCAGAUCUCGCUCAUCUCGGUUUUUGCCGUGGGAUACCGAGAACACACCCAUCAGAGCCGCCCCUCCAGCUCCGCUCCGUCCUCCCUGAGGGCCUCAACUCCCUCCCUCCCCAGACCCUCCUACCUUUCCUCGGGAGACCCCCCCCCCCAGCCCCUGUAGGGGCGGGGCCUCCCUCUUCCCACCCCAGCCCGGCUUGCGCUCUCGGCUGUGCCGGGGGCGCCGCCUCCCCCAUGCCGCCCUCGGGGCUGCGGCUGCUGCCGCUGCUGCUGCCGCUGCUGUGGCUACUAGUGCUGCCGCCUGGCCGGCCGGCCGCCGGACUGUCCACCUGCAAGACCAUCGACAUGGAGCUGGUGAAGCGAAAGCGCAUCGAGGCCAUCCGCGGCCAGAUUCUGUCCAAGCUUCGGCUCGCCAGCCCCCCGAGCCAGGGGGAGGUGCCGCCCGGUCCGCUGCCCGAGGCCGUACUGGCUCUUUACAACAGUACCCGUGACCGGGUGGCCGGGGAAAGUGCCGAACCUGAGCCUGAGCCAGAGGCGGACUACUACGCCAAGGAGGUCACCCGCGUGCUAAUGGUGGAAAACAGCAACGAAAUCUAUGGGAAAAUCAAGCGUAGUCCACACAGCAUGUAUAUGCUCUUCAACACGUCGGAGCUCCGGGAAGCGGUGCCCGAACCUGUGUUGCUCUCUCGGGCAGAGCUGCGCCUGCUGAGGCUCAAGUUAAAAGUGGAGCAGCACGUGGAGCUGUACCAGAAAUACAGCAAUGAUUCCUGGCGCUACCUCAGCAACCGGCUGCUGGCCCCCAGCGACUCGCCGGAGUGGCUGUCCUUUGACGUCACUGGAGUUGUGCGGCAGUGGCUGACCCACGGAGAGGAAAUAGAGGGCUUUCGCCUCAGUGCCCACUGUUCCUGUGACAGCAAAGAUAACACACUCCAAGUGGACAUUAACGCAGGGUUCAGUUCCGGCCGCCGGGGUGACCUCGCCACCAUUCAUGGCAUGAACCGGCCCUUCCUGCUCCUCAUGGCCACCCCGCUGGAGAGGGCCCAGCACCUGCACAGCUCCCGGCACCGCCGAGCCCUGGACACCAACUACUGCUUCAGCUCCACGGAAAAGAACUGCUGCGUUCGGCAGCUCUACAUUGACUUCCGCAAGGACCUGGGCUGGAAGUGGAUUCACGAACCCAAGGGCUACCACGCCAAUUUCUGCCUGGGGCCCUGCCCCUACAUCUGGAGCCUGGACACGCAGUACAGCAAGGUCCUGGCCCUGUACAACCAGCACAACCCGGGCGCGUCGGCGGCGCCGUGCUGCGUGCCGCAGGCGCUGGAGCCGCUGCCCAUCGUGUACUACGUGGGCCGGAAGCCCAAGGUGGAGCAGCUGUCCAACAUGAUCGUGCGCUCCUGCAAGUGCAGCUGAGGCCUCGCCCCUCCCGACAGGUCCCGCCCACCCCGGCAGGCCCGGCCCCGCCCCCCACCCGCCUCAUCAGAGUUGUAUUUAAGGACACAGCGCCCAAGCCCACCUGGGGUCCAUUAAAGGUGGAGAGAGGACUGGGUCUCUGUGUCGUUGGGCGCCUAACUAGGGUUUCUCUUCCGACGUUCCCCGACCUCCCCCCCAAUGCCCCCUGCAUCUCCUUACAUUUACACUUACAUCUGCCUCCUCCUGUCUCUGCCCAUCAUUCAUUUGCCCCUCCUCACACAAACACUUCUUAGCGCUUGUUAUGUUUCUUACUCCUGGUGAACAAGGGUUAGAUUUAUUUAUUGAGCACCUUGGACCCUUAUGUUAACUCAUUUAACCACCAUAACAAAGCUCUGAGAUAGACUCUGAUAACACCCACUUUUAAUGUAAGGAAAUGGAAGCCCAGAGAGGUUAAGGGAAUAGUUCCUGCCUACCAGGAACCUACUUUCUGGGGAGGAGACAGACAUAGUAAAGUUGUGCGAAAACAGGAAAGCAGGAUGGGUAAGAGGUGGCUUUGGGGAGGAGGGAGGGCUUCUUGGACGAGGUGGCAUUUGGGACUUGAAGGAAGCCAAGAAGGCAGCCUGGGGGAGGGUGUUCUUGGUAGGAAGACAAAAGCAAAGGCCUGGAAGUGAAGAUGAACUUGGGGUGAGCUACACAGGCAGGAAAGGGGCCAGUGCGUUUGGAAGGGAGGGGCAAGGGGAAGGGUGUUAAGAUCUGAGUCAGAAAGUAACACUCACAGGCCAGAGGAUAAUAACAACAAUUCUCCACUCCACUCUACUAGCUCACGGCAUUCUCCCCACAGCCCAAGAGAGCAUGGGUUGGCAAACUAUUGCCUGCAGGCAAAUUCUGACUUGCUGCCUGUUUCUGUAAAUAAAGUUUUUUUUUUUUCCUUUGCGGUAAGCGGGCUUCUCACCGUUGUGGCCUCUCCCGUUGUGGAGCACAGGCUCCGGACACGCAGGCCCAGCGGCCAUGGCUCACGGGCCCAGCUGCUCCGCGGCAUGCAGGAUCCUCCCGGACCGGGGCACGAACCCGUGUCCCCUGCAUUGGAAGGCAGACUCUCAACCACCGCGCCACCAGGGAAGCCCUGUCAAUAAAGUUUUAUUGGAGCACA